AUGAGUAAAAUCGAUGCGCUAUAUUUGAGCAAUAAAGAAGGUACAGUUAUUUCAGAAUGGAAUUGUGAGAUAUUCCUUCACCACUCAAAGCAAAUACACGAAGAUAUGAUUGUUAUUCCAUCAAUAAAGCCUGCCAGUAGGUUCGUCAUAACAAUCAAAGGACUGAAUGGCUUACAAUUUGAUAAGAUUUUUCAGAGUUUCUGUCGAAGCGGUCCCUUUUGGGAAAAGCUGCAGUAUGACUCCAAGUUUGACUUGGUUUCAGACAGUUUUCUGUGCGAGUUAUGUUGUAAGCAAUUUGGUAACAUGAAGCGUGAGCUAUUGUUUGAUAAGCCGAUGUCUUCGAAAGUCCAUGACCCUGCUGCCAUAGAAGUUGAAAGCUUUGACAAAGUGGUAAUAGUUGCUAACUUCCAGCAAAACCCAACGAAAAGUAUAGAUAUUCUGGAUAUUAUAAAUCAAUGCAAUGAGUAUGUGAACUCUUUGUUUAUUUCUCAGCUAGAGUUCAAGUUACCUUUGGUUUUUUCACCUGGAACAAGAAGCAGAUUAAAAAUGCAUGAGGGUUCAAUAGGUUUGGUUUCCAAGUGUCUUGACAACUCACAAACUGUUACACCGUCUAUUGUCAAGAUCAUAUCCAAUGACAAAACAUCAACAACUGUGUUUCAGAUUUUGAACGAAACUUCAAAAACGCGUGCAACUCUUGAAAAAUACAAAAGCACAAAUAAUUGGAAUAAGUUACCACAGAUGUUCGAAGGGACAGAUAAGGAUUAA
Kluyveromyces lactis is the source of this 765-nucleotide messenger RNA. RefSeq names its product Rec102p (gene REC102). Lineage: Eukaryota; Fungi; Ascomycota; Saccharomycetes; Saccharomycetales; Saccharomycetaceae. Bases 1 to 765 code for a protein of 254 amino acids. The transcript is spliced from 2 exons. The record is from RefSeq and is a predicted model, not a curated record.